AUGGAGCUCCUGUUCGUCGUUCGUUUGUUUCUUUUGUCCGCCUCCUUUUUCGCCCCGGGCGUCUUCGGUGCCUUCGGCUACACGUCGUCCGGCAAUAACUAUGUCGUUGACGCCGGCUCCUCCAACGCGCUGGUGAUUUCGGUGAGCAAGUCCAGCUGCGACAUCAACUCUAUCAAGUUUCGCGGCACCGAGUUCCAGUACGGAGGCAAGGGCAGUCACAUCAGCUCCGGACUCGGCACUGCCACCGUGUCCAUCAGCCAGAUCAGCGGCUCGUCUCGAUACAUCAAGGUCACAUGUGUGACAUCGACCCUGACGCACUACAUGGUGAUCCGCGAAGGCGAAAGCAUCAUCUACAUGGCCACCUACAUCACCGCCCAGCCGUCGGUGGGUGAGCUGCGCUUCAUUGCCCGUCUCCUGCCCGACAAGCUGCCCAACGAAUACCCCUACGGAGUGGUCUCGAACACGGCCGGCGCCACAUCGACCGUCGAGGGCUCCGACGUCUUUGUCGUCAACGGACAGACAAGGUCCAAGUUCUAUUCAUCGACCCGGUUCAUCGACGAGGAUUCGCACUGCGUCUAUGGGGGCAGCGACCUGAUCCAUGUCUGCAUCAUGACUCCCCAACAGGAGUCCUCGUCGGGAGGUCCCUUUUUCCGCGACAUUGACUCCAACAAUGCCGGGGACUCCACCAACCUGUACAACUAUAUGAACAGCGGCCAUGUGCAGACCGAGGCGUACCGCAUGGGGCUCCACGGGCCUUAUGCCAUGCAGUUCUCACGCUCAGGGAUUCCGAGCGUCAAAGACCUCGAUGUUUCGUGGUUUGGAGAAGUCUCGGUUACGGGCUACGUUCCCGCAUCCGGCCGUGGAACCGUGAAGGGGACGGCGACAGGCGUGCAGAGCGGCAUGCAGGGCGUGGUCCACUGGUACAACAGCGCGGCACAGUACUGGGCCAAGACGUCUUCCAGCGGAGCCUUCACGUCGCCCUUGAUGAAGCCGGGCACGUACACCAUGGUGCUGUAUCAGACCGAGUUCAAGAUCGCAACGAAUACGGUAACCGUAUCGGCUGGCAAAACUACGACCCAGAACAUCGCCGGCACCUUCAAUACAACCCGCAAGACGCUCUUCCAGAUUGGCGAGUAUGACGGCCAGCCGACAGGGUUCCGCAACGCCGACAAGUUCCUCCGGAUGCACCCAAGCGACAGCCGCAUGGCGAGCUGGGGCCCCCUGACGUACACGGUGGGCAGCUCGCAGCUCUCCGACUUCCCCAUGGCCGUCUUUCAGGCAGUCAACAACCCCGUGACGAUAAAAUUCAACCUGGCCAGCGCCCCAGGGGCAGCCACUCUGCGCAUCGCUACCACGUUGAGCUUCGCGAGCAGCCGCCCACAGGUAAAAGUUAACAGCUGGACGGGGCCCGCGCCCUCGGCGCCCACAAAGAUCGACAGCCGCGGUGUUACGCGAGGCGCAUACCGCGGGCACGGUGAGGUGUACACCGUCAGCAUACCGGCGGGCACGCUCGUGGCUGGCACGAACACCAUCACCAUCAGCUCCAUCUCUGGCAGCUCUGGCACGACGUUCCUGAGCCCCAACUUCAUCUUUGAUGCUGUCGAACUUUACACAUCCUAA
Molecule: messenger RNA, 1620 nt
Organism: Parathielavia appendiculata
Lineage: Eukaryota; Fungi; Ascomycota; Sordariomycetes; Sordariales; Chaetomiaceae
Product: polysaccharide lyase family 4 protein
Exons: 3
Coding region: 1-1620 (539 amino acids)
Biological process (GO): pectin catabolic process
Molecular function (GO): carbohydrate binding; carbon-oxygen lyase activity, acting on polysaccharides
Source: RefSeq, a predicted model, not a curated record